AUGCCCAACACCCCUCCGGCUGCAAGUGCGUCGCUGGCAGCCGCGCAGAACCUAGCAAAUAACGCCUCCAACCUGACGACAACGAAAUCCCUCCUAUCCUCCUCACGCGACCUCCUCAGCGUCCCCCUUCGCGCCAUCUACCGAGCAGAUACAUACGCGUUCUCUACACUACCAAGACAAGUCGCGAAAUUUGUUGGACUGGGGAACGUGGCCGCACAGCUUAUGGAUGAUACUACUGCUUCCGGGGGAGCUGUUGGGGGUGAGACAGUGGCGCGGGUCGCGGCGGAAACGGUGGGUGAAGGCGCUGCCGGUGCUGCGACUGCGGCUACAACAGGGCAGGAGUCGGGAUUUCAUAUUGCGGAUUUUUUUCAUACGUUGAGGAGACUUAGUGGGUUCUUCUCGUAUCUGACGAGUCGGUGGUCGUUGGCUUGUUUUACGGUGGCUCUUGUUUUGAACAGGAUUACUAUUUAUGCUUCGACAAGGCGAAACCUACAUUUACAAUGGGAUCGACGGUUAGCGUUGCGGAUCAUCCCCAUCGUACUGUUUGUAUCCCAGAUCAUCUCCCUCCUUCGCGCGAUUCGUUGCCAGACAUCACCAGAUUAUUCGCUUAUACGUUACGGCUCACCUGGAAAGGGUAUGGCACUCGAUCAUGCCGGGGGUGGAGGCUUCUUGUAUUCUCUGAGUUCGACGCUUCUACCGUGGGAAUCAGAUCAAGGGUCAUGCAGUGCGGUUAAUAUGGGCGCUCCGACCAACGCUUCGGAAAUUCCGUACGGUUCCUUUUCUCUUUUAUGGCCGGUAUUUUUACGAUUAUGCCUCAGCCACUUUGUCGAGACACUUUCUUGCGCGUUGCAGGGAAGAACUGUGGUCACGGAAGCGGGAAUGUCCAUUUUCGAGCACUCGCUCGCCUUCGCGGAGGCUGAAUCUAUCAUCAGUCAAUCCAUCGGGCUGGGGAUAUUUGGUCUACAUAAGCACGGACGAGAUGAUACGUCACUUUCUGCCGCCGCCGUGGCUUCUGCUGCAACUGCAGCUGAGAGUGGCCGUGCUUCGCUCCAUGUACUUACCAGGUCACAGGUAUUGGAGAAGAUGAACGUGUCGCCUGAGUUGCUUCUGAUUGCUCUGAUCUCAUGCUGUAACAGCUUGACGUCCAAUCUUCUCGACGUCAUUGGAAAGCAGAGCAGGUACCGUCUUGUCCACACUGCUUUCUGGGGACUGUGCUUCAUGGCUGCGAUGGUGUUGGGGCUGCUUGGCAAUCCAUUGGGCCAUGAGGCUGGCUUUAUGAAGUUCCCUACGGUCUGCAUUGUUGGUUUCGUGCCACACCUGCUUAUUUUGUUCGGCAUUCUUUCGUGUGUUGUGAUCUACGGAUUAGCUCUUGUCAUUACUGCAUUUUCACUUCCUCUAGAGACUUCUCAGCCUGUCUCAAUACGAAUAAGAUUUCAACUCGCACACGAAAACAUGCAAGGCGCCAACCAGAUUCGCAGUAUUCGGUUCAAUCGACAUGAGGAUUUCUAUACUACGCUACUCAGAAUUGGCUACACGGCUUUGACUGCGGCUAGUGAAGCCGUUUUCCUCAAUGAAGGGGGAGGCGUCGUUGCCAGAAAGAUGACAUGGUUAGAAGAAGACCGACUAGCAGAGAUUGAGGCAUCCCGAGGACGAACUCCUGCCCAGAAGAAUUGGAGUUCCUACGACACAGCGUUCAAGGGAAUGGAGAACGUGAACUUCGACUUGCCAGAAAGACCUCUGGAAUGGGAAAGUGGGUAUGGUCGUGAGAAGAAGGUUGAACGGCCAAAGAACAGCUCUCGACCCGUUCGAUCACCAGCUGACCCAGGUGGCGUUGGCGCGUUCCGCGGAGCUACUAGGGCUUACCAUGUCUUUUCGUUCUUUCGUGCUAUCUUCUACAUCAUUGUUCAGUGGAUGGCCCACGGAAUUAACUCCCUAUUGGACAAAUUGGGAAUCCAUGCCCGACCACAGUGGUUGAAGGCUAAUUCACGAAAGAAGGGAUCUCGAACAAGGAGCGAUAACUCUACCGAACCUCUGGACUUCUGGAUUCUUACAGAUGGCGGAGAACUCGAGUUACCCGAGGACAACGAAUUUGACGUUGAGAAUGAAAUGCGAAAACGUGAACGCACCAAUGCAGCGGAUUGGGGACAGUCUGACGAACGUCGUCUAGAUGAGAGGCUCUAUGGUUGGUGGAAAGCCGGUGGCUCAUGGGGGAAUCAAGACCAAAGUCCUGACUACAAUCCGCCAGAGGUUGAUGACUUUGAUGAUACAACGAGUGUGGUGUCGAUGUCGACAAAUGCCAGCGAUUCAGAGUGGGAAGAUGAAUUUGACGGUCGUCGCACGCCGACUCAGGCUGAUCCAUUCCCUGAUAGCUUCUCCCGGGAAGGUACGCCACAACCAGAUGCGUUAAUGGACAUCCGUUCUCUCGCACGUCUUCUUGAUCCUCGCGAUCGAGCUAGUAGAGAAGAAGCGCGGAUCCUGGCCGCUCACCUUUCUGCUGAUCGGGGCGGACGAAUUCUCACUCGCCAUCAAUUCCGAAGAGAUUUAGAACGUGAGAAAGCACAGAUCUUAUUAUCUGCCCGUUUACCUCAGCUUGCCUCCGCACAAACAUCCAACGAUAAAAGAAAGCCAACACCAGACGAAGAGUCCGAAAUGCUAGAGAACCUGAUCCUCUCGCGACGAACAGAGUCAUCAACUCCUAGCACAGAGCCCAACGGACAGAGCUGGGAAACUGGCGCUUCAGGACUUGGACCCGAUGGCCCGCCGUGUGUUGUCUGCCAGACGAGUCCUCGCUCGAUUAUCGCUUGGCCAUGUCGGUGUCUGUGUGUCUGUGAAGAAUGCCGGGUGAGUCUUGCAAUGAACAACUUUGGCAGUUGCGUGACUUGUCGACAGGAGGUCGCUGGGUUUAUGCGGUUAUGGGUGCCGUAA
Aspergillus ruber CBS 135680 is the source of this 2925-nucleotide messenger RNA. Its product is annotated as putative ubiquitin-protein ligase (Asi3). The transcript has 2 exons. Gene Ontology annotation, molecular function: ubiquitin protein ligase activity. Bases 1 to 2925 code for a protein of 974 amino acids. The record is from RefSeq and is a predicted model, not a curated record. Gene Ontology annotation, biological process: ubiquitin-dependent protein catabolic process; protein ubiquitination. NCBI's taxonomy places the organism in Eukaryota, Fungi, Ascomycota, Eurotiomycetes, Eurotiales, Aspergillaceae.